Messenger RNA from Trichoderma harzianum CBS 226.95, 591 nucleotides. RefSeq lists its product as hypothetical. The record is from RefSeq and is a predicted model, not a curated record. The transcript has a single exon. Lineage: Eukaryota; Fungi; Ascomycota; Sordariomycetes; Hypocreales; Hypocreaceae. Bases 1 to 591 code for a protein of 196 amino acids.
AUGUCGCCUCACGAUUCCUCCUCCGAUGAAUCCACUCGCAACUUCAGCCGAUAUGAACAUAUAAUCUUGGCUCUAUUCCACGGUUGCUUUGUGAUUGGAUUCGCUAUUGUCUAUGCGUGGCUAGGGCCUACCCACUCCAAGUUUAUCCAUCAGAAUCGAUCCGAAGAUACGAACUACGCCAUUAUUGCCUUGUUCGCACUCAUCACCGCGAUUGCCGGCCAUGGAAUAAUGUUUAUUAUGAGCUUGUACAAAAUGUACAAAUUCCGACCUCGAGGUUCAAUAAAUCCGUUUUUUGAUAGAUACGGGUUUAUAUUCGGUAUCAUUAUGCUGGGUUUUGAUCCUGUGAUGGUAUAUCAGUUUCCGAAGUGGCAUGGACAACUCAAGGCCGCUGGUGAUUCUCGGAGUGCCCAAUACUGCACUUCAGCUACCGCUCUCUUCGCAAUUCACAUUCCGUGUGCGGCCUUAUGCUGCUUAUAUUUUUUGGCCAAGCACUGUUUCUACCUAGAUGUUAUCGCACAUGAAACGUCGGUGGUCCGUGAGAGUGGCAAAACAGACAAUAGGGAGAAUGGAGAACGCCGGUUGAGAAGAUAA